AUCAAUUCAGAUAAGAGGUCUUAACCAUUCAGACUCUGUAUAAUACUUAACCAUUCAGAGGCAAAUCUCUUAACCAUUCAGACAUCUGAACCAUUAAGAGGCUGAAACAAACAGUCUGAACCAUUAAGUGCUGAACCAUUAAGAUAUCUGAACCAUUAAGAAGCUGAAACAAACAUCCCCUAUGCUUAUACUUUCUCCGUGUGGGAAUAGCAGAUGGGUCAGGCGUUCUCCUUCCUUAAACCCUCCUCCACCUCCUCCUCCUCGCCGAUGACAUCUCACCUCGACGCCGUCGCCGUCGCCGCCAAGCGCAAGCUGGACGACUAUUUCGAUGACGCCUUCACCGCCGACUCCUUAAUCCCCUCCGCCGUCAGAAUGCGAAAGGACCAGCCUCUCCCUACCGCCGUCGCCGAUUCCCAUCUCCUCUCCCACCUCCCUUCCUCCCAGGAGGCCUCGACCUCCCGAUCGUCUUCAUCCUUCUCCUCGUCCUCGUCCUCGUCCUCGAUCACCUCCAUUUCCGGGAAACAGCGGUGUCCCGGCCCCGUUCAAUUCUUCGUCCGGUUGCUGUCAGGAGGGACCACUCUAGUACUGGAAGCGUAUCUGGACGACUCGGUGAAAACAAUCCACGAGAAAAUCCACUCAAUCACGGGGAUUCCCGUGUUCGAGCAGAGGUUGAUAUACAGAGGGAAGCAGCUUCAGUGGGAGAAUACUUUGGCCGAGUGUGGGAUUCAGAAGGAUGCCGGGUUGCAGCUCGUGGGACGGAUGCGCAGCACAAGCCAUCCUCAGGCAUGGCAGUUCAUGGACGACAUGGUUUCCCUGAUUCUUGAGCUGUACAAGAGGAAAAAUCCUCAACCCACCUUGAGAAUCAAAACCAGGCUUAAGGAUUUCCUGGAUAAUAUCCCACGAGAUAACACCGACAAAGCAUCUGAAUACCUUCAAAUCUUUCAAGCAUCUCGCGCUCCGGCAGCUCUAGUAAUGCUUUACAUGUCUCCUGUUCAAUCUUAUAGAGAUUGUGCGGUCGAAUCAAUUCGUACCUUCAUAAACUCAAGUAAGGUUAAUUUGCACAAUCCUAUGCAUGCCCAGUUUUGCCCUAUAGUCAUAGAGUUCUGUAAAUUGUUGAAUAAGGCUGUUGGGGUCAAUGAUUUUUUGUACAGUCAUUGUCGGA
Messenger RNA from Cuscuta campestris, 1162 nucleotides. The record is from the annotation of a GenBank genome assembly. Lineage: Eukaryota; Viridiplantae; Streptophyta; Magnoliopsida; Solanales; Convolvulaceae.